UAUUUUGUUAAUUUGUUAAUUCAUAGAAAUGAAAAACGAGUUCUUUUAAUUCAGUAUUUAGACAUUGUCCGACCUUAGGCUUGAAGCUCAUGUCGUUAGAAAGACGUAUAGGAAGCUAACACCUGUGUUAACUGAGCUCCAUAAAGCUCCGUUUACAAUGAAAACAACCAACAAUUACAAUUAAUUUGUAAUUUAUGCGUAAAAUGUGUUUAUACUUACGACAUUUCAAUGGACCCAGAAGACAGACUAGCCGAGCUUUUUUUAUGACUGUUUUAAAAGGUUUGGCAACUAAAGCGGGCAACAAGUUGGUGAUCACCUCAGUUGCCUUUCAAGACCACAUCACACGCAGCCUGCUGCAUCCAAAUUUCUCACUUUCUGACCCUUUGCUGAGAUGCAAAAGAAAAGUGCACAGAAAAAAAGUUGAGGAAAGGUAUCAUCAAACACAAGAUCUGCAAGAAGAGAGAGAAUAUGUGCUGGAUUCAGCUCCACCUCCUUUAACAUUAGCUCAGAAGUUGGGUUUGGUGGCCUUCCCUGCAGGGAGGCUGACAGAGGACGAGUGGACUCAGGUCAAGGCGAGGUCUGUUCAGCAGGGGGACUCAGCUCAGCCCUGUGCAAUAUGCAGGGAGGAGUUUUGCCUUCAGCCUCAGGUGCUGCUGUCUUGUUCUCAUGUUUUCCAUAGAGCAUGUUUACAAGCUUUUGAGCGGUUUUCUGGAAGAAAAUGCUGCCCGAUGUGCAGAAAAGAGCAGUAUGAGACACGGCUGAUCCACGAUGCAGCUCGCCUAUUCAGACACCAAUGUGCCACCAGAAUUCAAGCAUGCUGGCGAGGCUACAUUGCUCGAAAAAGUUACCGCAAAUUGAGGAAAACCAUCUGUCCGAAAGACAAACAGCUACGACGGAAAUUCUUUGAAGCAAAGUUGCAGGAGUUGAAUGACAGCUUUGUCCGAUACUGUCACACCGACACGGAGGCUUUUCUGAGUGAUAUCAACCGCUCCCUGUCAUCAAGCAGACGAGUGUUCCAGCAGCUGGAGAGAAAGCACGUCUCAGAACCUCAGGAGAGCGACUGGGACCGAAUACAGAGCCAGGUUAUCCAGAGAGGUGGUUUGGACUGCCCCAUCUGCCUGGCUGCAUUGUACAGCCCGAGCCCCAUAACAGAAGCAGGUACAUCCAGCAAUCAACAACACAGAUGCACCGUUCUUCUGUCCUGUUCCCACCUCUUCCAUCAGAUCUGUCUAGAGUCCUUUGAGGCCUUUUCUAUAGAGAGCAGACCAUCCUGUCCUCUGUGCAGAUCUGUCUACCAUAAAAAACUAAUCUAAGCAGAUACAAAUGUAUGCAUGAUAGCUUUUUCAGAUGAUCUCAUGUAAUAUUUAGAACCAUGGAUCAUAAUACCACUUUUUCAUGACUGCUACCGAUACAUUAAAUGGCAUCAUUGAUGCAUUAAAUGGGCUAUGGAAACGCCUCUGCAGAAUAAGUUUUGACAAAGGCAAUAUUUAACUUGCAUGAAUGAUAAGCCUUUUCCACUGUUGGUAUCUUCUCAGCUAAUAUAAUAAUGUGUUCAUCUCCAGACGGCAUGACCAAGCAUGGCCAAUACCGGGUGACAUGAAAGAACAAUUCAAAAUUAGAGUAGAUGGGUUUGUUUCCAGUUCACGACUUCUACUUCUUCUACUUUCUUUCUAGCAUUUCACAGCUAUCCAUAGAUGAUUGUGCCAACUUCUGAUGAAAUCACACUGUCAUCUAGUUUAUUUGCUUCAAACCAAUAAAUGUAGAGGCACCUAAUUCACAUUUCUUUUUUGCAUCAUUUUAAAAAUUAAUUUGACAAUUGAAUGGAAACAUGGAUGAUGUU
Molecule: messenger RNA, 1840 nt
Organism: Centropristis striata (black sea bass)
Lineage: Eukaryota; Metazoa; Chordata; Actinopteri; Perciformes; Serranidae
Gene: rnf32
Product: ring finger protein 32
Exons: 7
Coding region: 195-1313 (372 amino acids)
Molecular function (GO): protein binding
Source: RefSeq, a predicted model, not a curated record